GGGGGUAGAUUGCGACGAGAUUUGGCCCUUUGCCCUCCCAUAACGUGCCAGGCAUAACGUUGCUUACGAUUGGUCAUUCCCGCAUACAUAUCGGGCAAAGUCUCCUACAGUGUUGGACCCCCAGUAUUGUACCUGGAAGCGCAAUCGGCUCAGGUCAGACUCUGAACCUCUCACAUGUCACGCACAGACUACCAUGGCGUUAGAAAAUGGAAGAAAUACUGUGCAACUCACUCCGGACCUUCGCUUUGGGCAACGGGAACGUCUGGCGAUCGAUGACCCAGGUAAACCAAUGAACGUUUACUACUAUCGACGCUUCUCGAUAGUCUGGGAGUUCCUCUUGAUACCCGCGACCGCAUUCGCAGCAUCGUGGUGUUCGUCAGAGAACUAUGGCACUCCACUAAUCGCAGGGCUAUGGUCGCUGGUCUCAUUCGAAAUCGUUUUCUUCGGCCUCGUCAUGCCGAUUAUGACCUGGGACAGCGAUGAGAUCGACCAGAACGGCUCCGAAGUUAAGACACGGCGGCCAAUCGUGGGCUGGGUCAGUCGAGAGCUUGUACUUGAGGCCGAGAGAUGCGUUGAUGGAUGCUACGAUGGCCGCUCGUCCAUGAGGGAUCCCCGUUUCGGCGACGGUUUUCGGUACAAGUACGCGUUGAUACGCUUAUCAGAUGCUGUUGAGCUGCUGGGAUUUGUGGGAAAGGAUAGAUGCAUGUAGCACUUGCAAACCACACGAACGUUCGGACUCCACGAGAACUUCAUCGUGGCAACGGAUGAAGGCCCCGCCUCCUUUGUGCGAACGGUGCGGUGUUUUGACCAAUGAUUGAGUUUCUCGUACAAGAAAUACUGAAGAAAAAUGUAUGGUGCCAACAGGUGAUGGCCCUGUAAGGAGCAUGCCGGAGAACGAUCACACGACUGUGACCUAGGUAUGAGGUAUGCGAUAGAAGUCUACGUAGGAUGAUCUUGCACUGGAUGGAG
Molecule: messenger RNA, 969 nt
Organism: Dissoconium aciculare CBS 342.82
Lineage: Eukaryota; Fungi; Ascomycota; Dothideomycetes; Mycosphaerellales; Dissoconiaceae
Exons: 2
Coding region: 194-709 (171 amino acids)
Source: RefSeq, a predicted model, not a curated record